AUGAACGGAGUGCUAGCGAAAAAGAUAAUGGAGGAAUCAGCUUUACGCUGGUCCUCUGAAUUUGGAUGCAUGGCUUAUCACAGCGCUUAUCCGCUCUUCUUUUCUUAUAUAGGGAAAAAGCAUUCAGAGAAGAUACAGUAUCUGGAAAAUCGAACGAUUGAUAUGUCGCAGAGUCGACAUCAGUGUUAUCGACCGAGUAAACGACCUUUUGAACGUUCUCAUAUCAACAGGACAAAAUCCACAUGA
Molecule: messenger RNA, 246 nt
Organism: Funneliformis mosseae
Lineage: Eukaryota; Fungi; Glomeromycota; Glomeromycetes; Glomerales; Glomeraceae
Source: the annotation of a GenBank genome assembly